Quercus robur (English oak) is the source of this 2569-nucleotide messenger RNA. Its product is annotated as BTB/POZ domain-containing protein At3g22104. The transcript is spliced from 3 exons. Lineage: Eukaryota; Viridiplantae; Streptophyta; Magnoliopsida; Fagales; Fagaceae. Bases 676 to 2304 code for a protein of 542 amino acids. The record is from RefSeq and is a predicted model, not a curated record. Gene Ontology annotation, molecular function: protein binding.
UGCUUAACUUUUUAGAGAGAGAGAGAGAGAGAGAAAUAAUGGGAUAGUGGGUGCACAACUAAAGAGACUUGCAGCGAUGAACAUGGAAUAAGAGGAGGGAAGCCAGGAAGAAAGAAAGCUUGAUUCUUAAGCUUCAAAGAAAAUCACAAAUAUACACAAUAAACUAUUGCUUAUUUUUCUCUAAGUAAGAUAUAUGUAUAUUUUUAUGGGAAUGUCAGAUAGAGCUUAGUGGUCACUAGUCUCUCACACACACACACACUCCAACUGUUUUUUUCUUUUCUGAUAUAUUAAUUCAACAAGCCUUAUAUUAUAUAUCUUGCUUCUCUGUCUUAUUAUCCACCUUGUUGCUUUUUUAUUUUUUACACUCUUUCUGAGUCUUUGUCUCUGUAUCCCAGUUGAGAACCACAUUGCUCUCAUGCACCAAUUUGAGUAAUACACUAAUACCAUAGUACCCACCUCUUUGCAGCAGCAAAGUCAGUUUAUCUCUUUGUGUUUGUCUUCUUUCUCAUCUCAGAAUAUGUCUCUGUCUGCACCUCCUCACUUCCCAUUUGGCCACCUCACGUCUCUGUCUCUAUUGGGUUGUUAAAGUUUUUUUUUUUCUUUUCUUUUCUUUUCUUUCGGAUGCAACUUCCAAAAAAGGAAUCUUGAUUUGAGUUGGGCUUUUCUUAUAUUAUAAUGGAAAUUUGCUGUGAUCUUGAAGUGGAUGUCAAUGGGGAAGAGACUUUCAUGGUGGACAAGAAAAUUAUUACUUCUUAUUCGGGUAGAUUGAGCAAAUUAUUUGGUAAGACAAAAGGUACCACGAGAAAUCUUAAAGUGAUUUUCCAUGACUUUCCUGGAGGAGCAGAGAGUUUUGAGCUCAUGUCUAGGUUCUGUUACAACAAUGGCAAGACUCAAAUAAGUCCUUACAAUAUAUGCCUCCUGCAUUGUGCUGCCCAAUUCAUGGAAAUGAACAAUUCCAUCUCUGGAACCCAUAAUUUAUUAGAACAAACAGAUAAAUCACUUAAAGAGAUCAACUAUUGGACAUGGUCUGAGCAUUUGAUUGCUUUGAAGCAAUGUCAGGAUCUUCUUCCAGAUGUGAAUUCUUCAGUCAUACUUCAGAAAUGCUUGGAUUCUCUUGUUGGCAGGCUGGCUUUGACUAAUGAAGCAAGUCCAUGUCCAUCUACUUCUUCCCCGGACAGCUCUGGGUUUCGGUUUUCUUGCGACACUAAAAGCACUGAAAGUGUAAAGACCAGCUCCUCUCGAGCAACUUGGUGGUAUGAAGAUCUUUUGAUUCUGAGUCCUAAUCUGGUUGAAAUGUUGGUAAAAUCAAUGGUCGAACGAAAAUUUAACCAUGUUAUCAUUAGUAGGUUCCUCUUUUAUUAUCAUAAGUCAAAGUUUUAUACUGCCACAUCUGAUGAGAAGCGAAAAAUUGUAGAAACUGUGAUUGAUAUGCUUUAUACUCUUGAUUGGAGCUCUGUUUCUUACAAGAGUUUAUUUGGGAUUCUUCGAGUUUCUAUGAGUUUGAACAUAAACAAAAGCUGCAAGAAUAAAUUGGAGAGUAUGAUUGGUUCACAGUUGGAUCAAGCAACAUUAGAUAAUCUGCUUGUUCCUUCUCCCUAUGGGAUUAAUUACUUAUACGAUGUGAAUCUUGUCCUGAGAUUUCUGAAAGCAUUUCUAAAUGGAAGAAGCAGUCAAUUAUCUGCUAUACGAUUGAGGAAAGUUGCAAGCCUGAUGGAUUUGUAUAUGGCAGAAGUAGCCCCAGAUCCUUGUUUAAAACCUUCAAAGUUCCAGGCUAUAGCCAUGGCCCUGCCUGAUUCAGCUAGGGACUCUUGUGACGAACUUUACCGAGCUAUGGACAUGUAUCUAGAGGUACAUGCAGGAUUGCCAGAUGAAGAAAAGUUAAAGAUAUGUUGUGCAUUGAAUUAUGAGAAGCUCUCAGCUGAAAUUUACAUACACCUUUCUCAGAACACAAAAUUUCCAUCAAAAGCUACUGUCCAAGGUGUUGUUUCUCAGCAGUACAAACUCAAAAGCUUACUCCAAGGAACAAACAUUUCUCAACAGGACACUGAUUUGUCCUGUACUUCGAUUGAAAUUAGAAGCAAGGGAAAGAAAGAUGAAACCAGUGAACAAGUUGUGCUUUAUGCUGGGAAACUUGAUGUUAUAUCCGAUAAUGAGAAACUCAAAGCACAUUUGCAAGGAAUGCAAUGGAGGGUAAUGGAAUUGGAAAAAGUUUGUAGAAAAAUGCAAACGCAGAUGGCAAAGAUCAUGAAAUCAAGAGUAUCAAGCCAUGGUCAUUCAAGAUCCUUGCCCAGGCUUUGUUCAUGAUGCAACUUUUGCAUAUUAUUUGUAUUUCUGAUGUAAUUUAUAUUUGUAUAGCAAGGGGAAUGUUUUUUCUUUUGGGGGUGUUUUAACACUUUUUCUUUCUUUUCUACAAAGCUAAAUUUGGGGAGAGUAGUUUCUUUUACAGAGAUUGAGAUCAUGUUGUACAGUCACAGAAAAGAAAGAAUAGUGAAUUUUUUCAUGAAUGUUAUAUUAUAAUUCUCUGUAAUGUUGUGAGAGAGAUUUCAAGGUGAAGUCCUUUUCAUUGUAA